CGAGAACUGUCCCCCAGGCUUCCAGCAACGCAGGGAUCCGUGGUCCCGACUGGCUGCCGUUGCAAGUGAUUGCCCUGUGAUGGGUACCAUCUAAGGAGAGAGGGGGCUGUCUCUGAAAGAGCAUCCCUCCAGAGCAGACAAGAAGAGCUGGGAGUUUCAGCCAAUUGCUGUGCUUGCCCUCCGGGAAGAUGUCUGGCAAGAGAUAGGCUCACGGAGAUCCAGCUGACUCAGCUGUGCUCCUGUGGGAAAGCAAGACACCUGUCCCCAGCAUGGCCCUGACGCUGUCCAGCAUUACCUACAUCACCGUGGAGAUUCUCAUUGGGCUCUGUGCCAUCGUGGGAAAUGUGUUGGUCAUCUGGGUGGUCAAACUCAACUCCAGCCUGCAGACCACCACCUUCUAUUUCAUCGUUUCCUUAGCCCUGGCUGACAUUGCUGUUGGGAUACUGGUCAUGCCUUUGGCCAUUGUCAUCAGCCUGGGCAUCACAAUCCACUUCUACACCUGCCUGUUCAUGAAUUGUCUGCUGCUGAUCUUCACCCAUGCCUCCAUCAUGUCCUUGCUGGCCAUUGCUGUGGACCGAUACCUGCGGGUCAAGCUCACUGUCAGAUACAAGAGGGUCACCACUCAGAGAAGAAUAUGGUUGGCACUGGGCCUUUGCUGGCUGGUGUCAUUCCUGGUGGGAUUGACACCCAUGUUUGGUUGGAACAUGCAACCGUUCCUGGAGUACAACCAAAAUGCCACCUACAUUCCAUGCAAAUUCCGUUCUACUAUGAGAAUGGACUACAUGGUCUACUUCAGCUUCUUCAUCUGGAUUUUGAUCCCUCUGGUUGUCAUGUGUGCCCUUUACCUUGACAUCUUCUAUGUCAUCCGGAACAGGCUUAAUCAGAACUCUUCCAUCUCCAAAGAGACGGGUGCAUUUUAUGGACGCGAGUUCAAGACAGCGAAAUCCCUGUUCCUGGUUCUCUUCUUGUUUGCUUUGUCCUGGCUGCCUUUAUCCAUCAUCAACUGCGUUCUCUACUUUCAGGGUGAAGUAUCAGAAGUUUUGAUAUACUUGGGUAUCUUGCUCUCCCAUGCUAACUCCAUGAUGAACCCUAUUGUCUACGCUUGCAAAAUAAAGAAGUUCAAGGAGACCUACCUCUUGAUCUUUAAAACCUGUAUGAUUUGCCAGUCCUCUGAUUCCCUGGACUUAAGCACCGAAAAGUCUUCAGAUGUCGUCCUCCAUGGGAAAUGACUUUCAAGACUCAGACUUCAGAGACACCUGAGGACCCAGGCAUGUGGACCAGGGCUUUGACAUUCCUUGAUUCCUUCCACCGAGGGGGAGAGCAUUUGGCGGGAUGCCUCCAGUUGUGCCUCUCCCACCCUCUUCCUCUAAAGCAAGGACCUUCCAUAGACCUGACUUGAGGACAAUGUACUAUUGUUGCAACUGCCUCCUGCGUUCCUCCUUCCUGUACAAAAGGAGAACCAGGGAGUCUGAAGGUGCCUCUCCUUCACCUACUGCUUGAUGUGUUUGUGAUGGUGACUCAGUUAGACUCUGUGACAGUGUCUAAGAACCCUGCGCUCAGGAGAAGUCCAGGGGAUGUUGGGAGCUCAGGGUGUAAACUGCUAAGUCACUUGUGAAUGCAUGUGAGUGAAUAAAAAAAUCACAGUUA
Molecule: messenger RNA, 1647 nt
Organism: Echinops telfairi (small Madagascar hedgehog)
Lineage: Eukaryota; Metazoa; Chordata; Mammalia; Afrosoricida; Tenrecidae
Gene: ADORA3
Product: adenosine A3 receptor
Exons: 2
Coding region: 270-1229 (319 amino acids)
Biological process (GO): G protein-coupled adenosine receptor signaling pathway
Cellular component (GO): membrane; dendrite; synapse
Molecular function (GO): G protein-coupled adenosine receptor activity
Source: RefSeq, a predicted model, not a curated record